Columba livia (rock pigeon) is the source of this 6358-nucleotide messenger RNA. RefSeq lists its product as uncharacterized. The transcript is spliced from 2 exons. The coding region runs from base 88 to 1272 and encodes 394 amino acids. The record is from RefSeq and is a predicted model, not a curated record. NCBI's taxonomy places the organism in Eukaryota, Metazoa, Chordata, Aves, Columbiformes, Columbidae.
UCUCUUUGGGAUCAGUCACCCCCGGGAUCAGUGAGAUCUCCCCACCAUCCCUGGGACCACACCGGGAUCACACACAGCACCACCGGGAUGAGCCACAGCACCACCGGGAUCUCUUUGGGAUCAAUCACCCCCGGGAUCACUGAGAUCUCCCCACCAUCCCUGGGACCACACCGGGAUCACACACAGCACCACCGGGAUGAGCCACAGCACCACCGGGAUCUCUUUGGAUCAAUCACCCCCAGGAUCACUGAGAUCUCCCCACCAUCCCUGGGACCACACCGGGAUCACACACAGCACCACCGGGAUGAGCCACAGCACCACCGGGAUCUCCUUGGGAUCAAUCACCCCCCGGGAUCAGUGAGAUCUCCCCACCAUCCCUGGGACCACACCAGGAUGAGCCACAGCACCACCGGGAUCUCCUUGGAUCACACUGGGAUUACCCCUGGGAUCACGGAGAUCUUCCGGGGAUCACUGGAACCACGUCAGGAUCAACCACAGGGUCACCAAGAGCUUCCUGGGAUCCUUGGGACCACAGCGGGAUCAGCCAUGGGUCACCACGAGCUCCCAUGGAACCUGGGGACUACAGUGGGAUCAGCCGUGGCACCCCUGGGAUCACUCCCAGGAUCACUGAAACCACGUCAGGAUCAGCACAGGGUCACCGAGAGCUCCCCAGGAUCCUUGGGACCACAUCGGGAUCAGGUGCAGCGCCACUGCGAUCUCCUCAGGAUCGCACCAGGAUCACCCCCAGGAUCACCGAGAUCCCCCCAGGAUCAGCCAUGGGUCACCGAGAGAUCCCCAGAAUCAGUGGGGCCUCAACAGGAUCUCACUGGCAUCAUCUCCGGGAUUGACAGGAUCAAGCAAGGGAUCACAAGGAUCACCAGCCCCCGGAUCAUCCCUGGCACAGCAGGGUCACAAUCAGGGAUCACCCCGGGAUCUCUCAAAACCGGGGGCACCAGCACCCCAGGAUCACCCACUGCCCAGGACAUCAGCACCCCAGGAUCAACCCUGGAUCACUCCCAGGUCACAGACACCCCGCGACAACCCCGGGAUCUCCCCAGGAUCCCCCCAUGGGAUCACAGCCCCGACCCCGGGUUAUUCCAUUUCACCGGCUUCCCAAACCCCAGGGAGAGCUCCCCGACUGAGCCGCAGCGCCCCAGGACACCCACCAGCUUUCGGGGGGCGAUACGGACCCUCCCGCCCACGAGGAGCCUCAAAACAACAUUCGCAGUGCCCAAAACUGAGAUUUUUUUGCUCUUUUUUUUUCCUUUAUAACCUUUUGGAAAUGGAUCAUUUCAAAGAAAAGGUGUUUUCUAGGCUGUCCCCACAGCACUUCUGGGGAGCGGGUGCCAUUACGGUAACACGAGAGAGCUGCAACAAACUAAACCAGACCAAACAGCUCAGACUAAUUAAUUUUCCCGGUGUUUCACAUUAAACGAGGACGGCCCGUGGAAAACCUCCAACCCAGGCUGCUUGAAUUCACGGACGUUCCCCACGGCUGGUGCCCGAUUUGGCAGCGGGUCUGUUCGUUCCCCAUCCCAUCGCUCAGCGGGGCCCAAACUGCAUCACCCCCUAAAGGGUUUUCCAGUAACCCCAGUGAUGCUCCAGUGGGUUUCCCAGUAACCCCAGUCACAACCAGACCCUGCGUGUUCGCCGCUCAGGCCGUGGCGACAGAGGGUGAACGCUGAGGGCCACCAAAACUCGUAGGACACCUAAAUAUGGUGGCUGAGACUUUUAUUGUGUGCAGAGACAAGUGGAAAUUCUGAGGAGCUGGGCCCCUCCGUUAGGCCAAGCCUGUAGCUUCACCAGCACAUGUAUAUGUACAAAUAUAUAGGCUCACGUCCAUACGGAGCCGUGCUAGAGGCAGCGAGAGCGACGUGUGCUGCUUGUUGUCACCAGAGCUGCCUGGCAUGGCACCGGCUGCCGCCGUCAUCGCCCAGGCGGGUAUUCAAUUAAUGUAUUGUUUCGUGGAAUCGUUUUGGUUGGAAAAGCCCCUCAAGAUCAUGGAGUCCAAGCAUUCACCCACCCCAUGUCCUGAGAACCUCGUGUCCGUCUGUCCAGCCCUCCAGGGCUGGUGACUCCAGCACUGCCCUGGGCAGCCUGUUCAAUGCCCCACAGCCCUUUGGGGAAGAAAUUGUUCCCACAUCCAACCUCAACCUCCCCUGGCGCAACUUGAGGUUGUUUCCUCUUGACCCACCUUGAAAGCAUCGAACUAGCAAAGAGGUGACAUGACGCUCCGUCAGGAACAAGCCCGGGAGGCCUUUGCGGUCAGUCCAGAUGCACAAAGUUGGGUGGAUUUGUUAUACUUACUCUUUAUUUUUUAUAAAUCUAUCGCGGAGAGGAGCACGAGGCACUUUGAGGUGCCGUUGCUUGUUGAAUAGCAGUUUCCAGGCUGAGCCCAAGUCUGCUACUCAACGUGCAGAAACGACAAGGGUUUUGUCUUCCCGGCAGCCGUGAUGAGCCCGGGUUUCCUCCGCAUUUUCUCAAGGGACGACAUGGCUCUGCUGUACGCGUGCUGGCAACACAAAACCAAAAAGGGUUGUGAACGAGGGCUCGGUUCUCAGAGCAGAAUUCUCUACCUGUAAAAGCUGCUUAGAAGAAACACCCUCCAAAUUUUACCUUUUGAUCCGUCUUCAUCUUCGCCCUGUAGAAGGAGGCGGAGGCCGGGCAGGCCGGCAGCAGCGCCUCCUGCAGCUGCUCAAACCGCUCCUGCACGUCUUCCUCCUGCCGCCCGAAAAACAGACCCCGCUGCACGUGAGAAACGAAUCCGGACACAGCGAGGCCAACCCGUCCCGCUUGCCGCACCCAGCGCCCAUUCAAUAAUCGCUCCGAAGCGAGAGGUCCCCCCUUCCCACGCCUUAGCGGAGCAGAUUUGGGCAAAACCCAUCUUUUAAGCACUUUUGUUAUUCGUCAAGGGAAUGAAUUCAGUAGGAUGGGAAGAACCUGGCUCUGAUCAGCUGGAAAACCCGUCACUUGCCUUUCGGGAGUAAAGAAAAUGCUCCGAUGAGAUUUACAGUAAAAAUAAUCAGACACCUGGAGACACAAGAGUUUCUGUAUCAGUUUUCCUGCUAAAAAGGCAAAGCCACCCUGUCCCCAGCUACACGUUGGCCAGAAGUGGGGCUGUGGCUUUAGGAAAGGGGUCGCACUGCUCACACCUGGUUUUAGACCCAGUUUUGGGCCCCUCACGCCAAGAAAGGUCUUGAGGUGCUGGAGCGAGUUGAGAGAAGGGAACGGAGCUGGUGAGGGGCUGGAGCACAAGUGUGAUGGAGCGGCUGAGGGACCUGGGGGUUCAGCUGGAGAACAGGAGCUGAGGGGAGACAGGGACACAAAGAAACGGCCUCAAGUUGCACCAGGGGAGGUUGAGGUUGGAUGUGGGAACAAUUUCUUCCCCAAAGGUCUGUGGGGCAUUGAACAGGCUGCCCAGGGCAGUGCUGGAGUCACCAGCCCUGGAGGGCUGGACAGACGGACAUGAGGUUCUCAGGACAUGGGGCAGUGCCGGGGGUGGGGGAACGCUUGGACUCCAUGAUUUGAGGUCUUUUCCAACAAACUGAUUCCAUGAUUUAACAAUGAAGAACAAAACCUGGAACAACUUCAGAGGAGAAUAACGCCAAGACGAAGUCUGGUAAAUGAGAAGCUUAAGAGAAAUGUGCUUUGUCAGGAACGACAAAAGCCCCCGAAGCCGUGGUUUCUAAACCGAGGGCUGGCCCAGCACCAGUUGCCACAACACGGAACACAAGAGUUUGGCUGUAAACGCCGCAGACCAGCCUCCCCGCCACCCCGCACCCCUGGCAGUUUGCCUGCUUCCUGAUCGUCAGCAGAUGACCACGUACUUCAAUCGCUCUGUCCUAUUUUAGCCUCUUGAUGGUAGAGCUAACGUGAGAGCAAGAUGUAUCUCCAGACAGUUGCUCUUGCAUCGCAGCAGAUGGCAUUUCAACGCCAGCCACUCUGCUCACAGACAGGGACAAUGUUGCUGUGUCCUCCUCCCACGGCCUUAGUCGUGCCCUCCUUACCGUGCCACGUGUGGAAAUCAAGGAGAAUAAGCGGAGCUUCCAGGACAACUCACCAGGCACGUGACUCUGUUGAUGGGAAUCAUUCCAGGUCUGAUGUUACCACCGGGCUUCAAAGCUUCCCGUAAAUCCUUAGGGAUAAGGAAGGACUCGUUGUACCAGAUCUCAAACUCUGCAAAGCAAAGAGGGGGAGACAAUAAACAGGAGUGUGAAGAGUGAAGAGACAAGGGUGGGAUGGCCAGCAGGUCCAGGGAGGGGAUUGUCCGCCUCUGCUCUGCCCUGGUGAGGCCACAUCUGGAAUCCUGGGUCCAGUUCUGGGCUCCCCAGUUCAAGAAGGACAAGGAAUUACUGGAGAGAGUCCAGGGAGGGACACAAAGACACUGAGGGGUCUGGAGCAUCUUUGUGAUGAGGAGACUGAGAGAGCUGGGGCUGCUGAGCUGGAGAAGCUGAGAGGGAUGUGAUCAGUGGAUCAAUAUCUCAGGGUGGGUGUCAGAGGAUGGACCAGACUCUGUUCAGUGGUGCCCAACGCCAGGGUGAGGGGCAACGGGCACAGACUGAAACACAGGAGGCUCCAUCUGAACAUGAGCAGAAACUUGUGUGCUGGGAGGUGCCAGAGCCUGGCCCAGGCUGCCCAGAGCGGGUGUGGAGUCUCCUGCUCUGGGACAUUCAAACCCCCUGGACCGACCUGUGUGAUCUGCUCUGGUGACCCUGUGUGAUCUGCUCUGGUGACCCUGUGUGAUCUGCUCUGGUGACCCUGUGUGAUCUGCUCUGUGACCCUGUGUGAGCAGGUGGGCUGGGGGAUCUACAGGGGUCCUGCAACCCAACCAUCUGCGAUUCUAUGACUCCUGGUGUUUCUGGCUCCCUGUCCAUGUAUCAGACGGGACCUCAGUGCUCUUCAACUCCCAGACAGGACCUCAUUGCUCCAAUAAACUAUUAGAAAAGCGAGUUGACAAGGACAGGGCACGCUAGCUGUGCUGCUGCCUGUCCUCACUGCCUGUGAGGCGGCUGGGACGUGGCAGGUGGCCCUGGGGACAGUCCCCUGGGCUUGUGGAGGUGGCUGGCCAGGAGAUGGCACUGCUCCUGCGUCCCGGAGAUGGGAGCCACCCAGCUGGGAGCUGCCCAUUUGGGGUGCUCAGCACGUUUGGGGGUCAGAUUUCAAUGCUCAGUGCCGCUUUCCAUCCCGUAAUAGCCGGUGAUAACACCGAGCAGGUGCUGCGAUGCAGCAGGAAUUUUGUCCCUGUUAAUACUGGGCAUUUCCCAGCUGCUCCGUUCCCUGGCACGGUCCCCACGGCACAAGGGCUCACGGCCCCUGGAGAAGACGCUGCUGCCCAGGAGGGACCCCAGGAACGGAGCUGCUUUCUGGGGGGGAGUCAAGAGGGAUCAACAAGAGUCAACGAGGCCAAGUGCGGGGUCCUGCACUUGGGUCACAAAAACCCCAUGGACGCUGCAGGCUGGGGAAGAGCGGCUGGAAAAGGACCUGGGGGUGCUGGUGACAGUGGCUGAACAUGAGCCAGCGUGUGCCCAGGUGGCCAAGAGGCCACCAGCAUCCUGGCUGGUACCAGCACUGGUCUGGCCAGCAGGCCCAGGGCAGUGACCGUCCCUGUGCUGGGACCUGGGGGGACAAACCAUGAAUCCUGGGGGCAGUUUUGGGCCCCUCACGCCAAGAAAGGCCUUGAGGUGCUGGAGCGAGUGGAGAGAAGGGAACGGAGCUGGUGAGGGGCUGGAGCACAAGUGUGAUGGAGCGGCUGAGGGACCUGGGGGUUCAGCUGGAGAACAGGAGCUGAGGGGAGACAGGGACACAAAGAAACGGCCUCAAGUUGCCCAGGGGAGGUUGAGGUUGGAUCUGGGAACAAUUUCUUCCCCAAAGGGCUGUGGGGCAUUGAACAGGCUGCCCAGGGCAGUGCUGGAGUCACCAGCCCUGGAGGGCUGGACAGACGGACAUGAGGUUCUCAGGACAUGGGGCAGUGCUGGGGCUGGGGGAACAGUUGGACUCAGUGAUCUUGAGGGGCUUUUCCACCCAAAAUCAUCCUGUGAUUCUAUGAAGCACAGAGCUCUGCUCUCACAGGAUGCAACACCACUGGCACUGUCCCCUGGUUUUAGCGCUGCAAUGACCUCUUUGCUCUGGGAUGACACAGAGAGUGAAUGAGUCCAUGCCCGUGCUGGAGCACCCAAAAAAUGCCCAACCUGGAUCCAACACAAACCGGUGGCAAAGCUUCUGCACAAUUACACUUGUCCCUGUCUAUCUCCUGGAACAAGCCACGCAUUUCUUUCAGCGUGGGAUGCACUGAUGGAUCCAAGUUGUGCUCUAGCAAGUUUGUGGAAAAUAAAGCGUUGCCAUGUGCACAGCAUCAAAA